UGUGCGAGCACGCACCGGCGGGGGUUGAUGGGUCGUUGGCUUUAAAAAUGGCGAUCAAUCGAACGUCAACAGAAGUGUUUGUUUACUUUUUCUAGAUCAAAGAUGUGCAGUCUGACACUAAUUGCUUAGUUAGUAGAAAGAUUUAAAAAACUUCCACGAUGUUGAAUCUAGGCGUCGAUCACAAACAGCACUUGGUAUUCCUUACUGAACAGUCCACGCAAGUGCUUCAAGAUUUUUGCAAACUGGCAUUGGAUUAUUUGCAAAAAGGGCCAAACUUGAAACUUUACAGCGCUGCCGCUCAAAAACUUCAAGUUGAACCACAAGUAAUAAGAAAUUCAGUCGAAGGUCUUGUUCAGUUGUUAUUGGAAUGUUGUAAAUCAAAGCUUGAAAAGGAUAGUUUCCAAGAAGCUAUUCUUGGCCUAGGAUUCUCAGAGGAGCAAGAAAACUUGUUAAGCAAAUUAUACACAGUAAAAAAGCAAGAAUUGACAGAGGCUCUAUCGAAAUUUGGCCUAAAAUUACCUCAAUAUCAUGACAUGGACUGGAGAUUCGAAGUACAGGUUGCAUCCAGAUCGUUGCUUCGACAAGUGGUACCACUGGUGACUCUGGACUUCUCUUUAAAAAACACCUCCAACUCUGACCAAGUUGAGCAUGUACUGCUGCAAACAGAUCCAAACAAUCUGCUGCAUCUUGCCCAAGAACUUGAAAUGGCUGUGCGCGAAGGCAGAAGUAGACACAUAAGAAGCAUUGCAAGAAUCGUUGACUAAGACUUGUGCGUUUUUCGCUCUAAUGCGAUAUACUAUUUAAUACAAAUAUUCUAUAUUAUUAAUAUUGAAAUAAAUUUAUUUACGAAAAGAA
Nasonia vitripennis (jewel wasp) is the source of this 855-nucleotide messenger RNA. RefSeq names its product COMM domain-containing protein 2. NCBI's taxonomy places the organism in Eukaryota, Metazoa, Arthropoda, Insecta, Hymenoptera, Pteromalidae. The transcript has 5 exons. The record is from RefSeq and is a predicted model, not a curated record. The coding region runs from base 159 to 764 and encodes 201 amino acids.